This is a messenger RNA of Gadus chalcogrammus (walleye pollock), 5213 nucleotides long. RefSeq names its product integrin, beta 8 (gene itgb8). Gene Ontology annotation, molecular function: integrin binding. Gene Ontology annotation, cellular component: integrin complex; cell surface; focal adhesion. Gene Ontology annotation, biological process: cell adhesion mediated by integrin; cell migration; integrin-mediated signaling pathway. Lineage: Eukaryota; Metazoa; Chordata; Actinopteri; Gadiformes; Gadidae. The transcript has 16 exons. Bases 950 to 3376 code for a protein of 808 amino acids. The record is from RefSeq and is a predicted model, not a curated record.
ACUGUUGAUACUACCCCUGACCUGGCUGCCGGACACGUUUGGGUCCCCGCUCACACAAAGCAACACAUCAGCAGCGUACAGUGCCUUCCGAAGAAGCGGUAUAAACAUCCCCAAGUCAUGGUUCACUGGAAUGCGUACCGCCUGGACCCAAGGCUUUAGCAAAGUAAGCUGUUUGAACACUCUGUUUUCUCUCCUACAUCUCUCACUCUCUCUUCUGUCUCUCUCCUCCAUCUCUCACUCUCUCAGUCUGUCUCUCUCCUCCAUCGCACACUCUCUUGGUCUUCUCUUUUAUCUCCCUCCAGUAGUGCUCCGUUGUUGCUAUGACACCGGCAGGCUGAGUCAGUAGCCAGAUUAGAGCCGGCUGGUUUUGAGACAGUAAGCGUUUUCUCCCCUCUCACGGUAACCUGAAUAAACAGCGGUCAUGUGGACGGGGGGUGCGGCCAAUAGGUUAGUUUCAUGUCAGACGCUUAUUUGUACGCAGUUGGUUCUUCGUUGUUUUUUCCCCACGUUCCGAGGUUUAGUCCGCGGAGGAACUGCUCGUCAUUGGUGCGCAGAGGACACACACACGACACCCACACACUCGCACGCACACACACCUGAAGGUCGGGAUAGAUGAAGGGCUGCUGCUCCUUCUCACUUUCAGUACUGCUGCUGCUCACUCUGGCGCGCGCAUCGUCGCCGAACGCUCGCGCUAAGCUUAUUCCUAGGGAUGUGAACACUUUUGCACGUUGGCACGGAUUAGGACGCUAUUGGGUGAACGUAUUGAAUCCUCCGCCGCCCCGCGACAAUGCCCCACGCGGCUCUGUCGCACAUUCCCGGCUCUGCCUAUUGUUCACGUUGACGCACGGGCACCGCUGACCUGCUGCCUCGCGCCGACGUCUGCCUCACGAAAGCCCCGGGUCCGCGCUUCGCCCCGCGCUCCUUCUCUUCAUUUCACCUCGGUGUGGACAUGACUUCCUGGCUCCGUACAUACAGUGACCUCCCCUGGUAUGCCCUGUUCCUCUGCCUGUCCGUGGAGGCUGCCGUCAUUGAAGCAUCCAGUUCAGGUGACGGUGUUCUGUGUAGAUCCUCCUCCAUAACCUCUUGUACAGAGUGCCUUCGGCGUGGGCCGCAGUGUGCUUGGUGCUUCCAGGAGGCGUUCCUUGAGGGGACCGGUGCGUCCCAGCGUUGCGACCUGCCACUGAGCCUGCUGAGGAAGGGCUGCAGCCUGGAGGCCAUGGAGCACCCGGAGGUCAAGGUGGAGGUCAACGCCACUCUCAGCGGGACCCAGGUGUCCCCCUCGGACAUCCAAGUCACCCUCAGGCCAGGCUCCGAGGCCAGCUUCAUUGUGGCGGUGAGCCAGCUGCAGCGCUAUCCUGUAGACCUGUACUACCUGGUAGAUGUGUCCGCCUCCAUGAAGGAGAACCUGGACCAGUUGAAAACAGUGGGCAUGGCUCUUUCUCACAGGAUGAGGGAGCACUCGUCUGACUUGCACCUGGGCUUCGGCUCCUUCGUGGACAAGCCCGUCUCCCCGUACAUCAACGUCCACCCAUCCAAGAUCAACAACCCAUGCAGCGAUUACGAAGUGCGCUGCCGCCCUGCCCAUGGCUACCACCACAUCCUUAGCGUGACGCACAACAUCACAGAGUUCAGCCGCGUCAUCGAGCGCCAGCUCAUCUCGGGCAACAUGGACACACCUGAGGGAGGGCUGGAUGCCAUGCUGCAGGCGGCCGUCUGCCAGAGGGAGCUGGGCUGGCGUACGGGGUCCAAACGUCUGCUGCUGCUGAUGACUGACCAGCCAUCCCACCUGGCCCUGGACAGCCGGCUGGCCGGCAUCGUCCGUCCCAACGACGGUCUCUGCCACCUGGAGAACAACGUCUACACAGAGAGCACCACUAUGGACCACCCAAGUCUGAACCAGUUGUCGGACAAGCUGUUGGAGAACCACAUCUACUCCAUAUUCGCGGUGGAAAAGCAACAGUACCAGUGGUAUAAGGCACUGGUGAGCCUGCUGCCAGGAUCGUAUUUGGGGAGGCUGGGCCACUUCCAGGCCCCCAACCUCAUAGAGCUGGUGGUGGACGCCUACAAGAGGUUGUUAUCGGAGGUGGGGCUGGAGGUGCUGGUAGAAGAGGGUGCUGGCAGCAGGUACUGGCUGUCCGUCUCCCCUCUCUGUCCGGAGGGAUCCACAGCUAAUGCCCACAGCUGCUCUGGGGUGUUACCCAACCAGACGGUCUAUUUUAACAUCACCAUCGGCAUGCGCUCGUGUCCUGAUGAGGAUGAAGGUACAGACGUCAAGGUGACGGUCCGCCCGGUGGGCUACAACGAGUCCACGGUGGUCCGGGUUCAAGCUCACUGCCGCUGCCGCUGCGGAUUGCCGGGGCGGUGCCGCAACCCAGGCCAAUCGCAAUGCAGGGCCGACUCCACACCGACCAAUGGAGAGGCUCCGAGGAAGCCGGUGCAGGCGUACAGCAGGGACUCUGAGCAGAAUCCCGGAGAGCGGAAGACCCCCUGCAGGGCGGAGGGGGCGGAGCUGGAGUGUGGGGGGCGGGGAGUGUGUGAGUGUGGCAGUUGUGUGUGCGAGCAGAGCAAGCUGGGGGCGGUCUACGGAGCUCACUGUGAGAUGGAUGAUUUCUCCUGCCCCUACAAAGACGGCCUGCUGUGUGGAGGGCGGGGUAUGUGUGUGUCUGCCGAGUGUGUCUGUGAUUUGGGAUGGACAGGUGAAAGUUGCGGAUGUCCCGUCACCCCGGAGACCUGCCAGACGUCCGACGGCGCCGUGUGCAGCGGGCGUGGCCGGUGCCAGUGCGGAAGGUGUGUGUGCGACGCACCCCAAAACUCCGGAACCUUCUGCGAGAAAUGCCCCAUUUGCCACGGCACCUGUCAAUCAUACUGGAAGUGUGUGGACUGCCACCUGGCUCAUGGCCUGCUACACGGAGAGGCGGGACACUGCAAUCAAACUUGUGCUCCAUUGGUGGGCUAUGUUGAUUAUAUUUCAGGGGACCUGUGGAGUCAGUGUGUUUACAUCCGUCCCAGUGACAGCUGUCACUUUAGGUUCCACGCCACCUCAAGGGCGGGCCUAACACAGCUCUACAUAAGCACACGCCCAGAGUGUGCCGGCAGCUCCGGCCAUGUAAGGACCUUCGUGUGGGUGUGUGCGCUCACUGUGUUUUGCGGGCUGGUCGUGGUCACCCUGUCCAUGCUGCUGCUGCAGAGACAAGGCCGGCCACCAGGGGGCCCCACCGUGGACCUCAACUACCACCCCACCAGCAAGGACCUGUCAUUCAUCCCUACCACAAAUGAGAAGACAGUGACCUACAGGAGGGAUCACCCACCCGACCGCACCGGGGAGAUGAGCAUUCAAGUUCACAAGAUAACCUUCCGAGACCCCUGGCAGUGCUAGGCAGUGGUCAGGGUCCAAGGUCAGGAGGACGUGAACUAGCAAUACAGACCUACAGAGGGCGUUGCAGAGAUGUAGCUCAGUGUUUGACAUUCUAAUGUUUUCUGUACCAACUCUGAGUCCCAAACUGCUCUAACUGAUUUUUACAACUUUAUUUUUUGCUUUGACACAUCUACCCAACAAAAAACGUAUAGACUGUGUAACAAUGGCCAGUAUUUUGAAGGAGGGAGUUAAGGAGGGAAAACACACUGAUCCUCUGCUAUCCUUUUCCCCAUCUGUUGCUACAGGGAGUGUCAACAGGGUAGGAAUUUCUCCCUCCUUUUGUGUUACCAGUGAUCCGUUAGCUUAUUGUCUCACAUCCAAACGUGUGUGUGCGCACGUUUGUCUUGUAGGACACUCCAAACAUUGCCUCGGAUCCCACAUAAACAUUAUCCGGUGUUAGCGCGCCCCCUUUUGGCCCAGCUACUGUAAUGGCAUCGUAUUUCCAACCACACUGAACACCUUACAUACCUCAGCUCCAUUGGCUUGCUACUGGAACUGCAUGAAACACUAGAAUUAUGUUUCAAAUUACUUUUUUUUACUUAUUUAGUAAACAGCAUGUUUUUCUUUAUUUUAUUUAAACCUUGAUGACGUGAAUCACAUUUUAUUUAAUUAGGCGUAUUGCCUGCAAAUGCAUUUAAUGUGUUCUCGAUUUAUUUUGGUCAAGAAGACACUUUGUGAUAUUUUGUCCAUUUACCAUUCAACUUGAUAUUGCUUAUUUUAUUUGUCUCCUAAUCGUUGUUUGUGUGUUAACAUGUUAGCGAAAGACUCUGUUUUUUUCAAUUGCCAAUAAUCAUGAUAGACUUGCACUAGAAUAACUGUUUUGUACUACUGAACGGACUCACUGAAUGAGACACAAGAGGCAUUAUCUUAUAUUUCCACAGAAGGCGCUUGGGUAAAAGGAGGCCUGAUCCACUGUGAACAGGUCUAACAGACUAUGGAAUCAGAAUUGUAAAUAAUCUCUACAUGGUCAAAUUCACAUUAUAAGCCAAAGUGAAACCGAUCAAUUAUUUUGUUUUUAUUUAACAACAUGUAAACCUUGGCACCUGAUAAUCUGAAACCAGAAUCGGACCACUUUAAUUUUGUGGUUUUGAGGAAUCGAGAUCUGAGCCUGUGAAGGCAAUGUGAACAGUAUAGGGUGAUAGAUCGGAACUGGGCGAAAACAUUGGAUUUAAGCAUUGAGGCCGUUCAUUAUAACCUGGCCGAUGUGAAUUUCUAAGACGAGAUGAACGGUUUGUAGACAGCGAGAAACGAAAUACAGUAACCAUAUAAUUACUGGAAACAUAUAAUUAGGCCAAUUAGCAUGAGCUGAGUCAAACAGAGGCGGAAAUCUGUUCACCUCUGCAUUCUGAUUUGACAUUUCUUUGUUUAGAGUACAAUCUUUAUAUUUUAUAGACCAACUUCUAGACAGAAAUAUAAUUAAUUAUCUCAGGGUUUGGUUUGCUGAAGGUAACGAAAGGCGGAAAAGAAUAAUAAUAAUAAUAAUGAUAAUACGAAAAAAUUAAAUAAUACUAAAGAUAAUAAUCACAGGCCCAUUGAGAUGUUUACAGACAUAGCUGCUUCUCUUUGUUUAGUUUUGAACACUAAUGAAUAUUUAUUGAAAUGUUUUCUCUCUUAGUUUACGUUUAUUUUUGCACUGUGUAUUUUCAUCAUCGCCUUAGGCUUGCUAUACAGUACAGACAUUUAGCAGUGGAUGUGCUUUCUGCCAAAUGAAUUUCUCAUGACCGGGCAUUGGACGUUAGAGUGACAGCAGCACUUUCCUUGUAAUUUUGUUGUACAUGUAGUUACUAGUUGUGUAGCA